AUGUGCAAAGAAUCUGUAAACGUUUCAAACUGGGAAAAUCAAGCAUUUACAUUAAUUUCUGGCUCCUAUCUAUUGGAAAUAAACUCAAAAGAAUCUGACACCGAUUUUAUUGUUAUUUUGUAUUUUAAUUAUGAAGGCCCUGUAGAGAAUUGUGCAACUAGCUUACUUUGGUUAAAUUUUAUGGGUAUUCAAUCCGAAUGUAAUUUUGAACAAAGAAAGGAAUGUAGCAAAAAUAAACUAGACUCGUUUUAUUGUACUCUAUGCAGGGUAAAUUUUUUAAAAUACCGAAGUCAAAAUAACGAGUCGAAAAUCGCCUUUGGAAGAUUAGGGACGUUAAAAUGA
Molecule: messenger RNA, 342 nt
Organism: Meloidogyne enterolobii
Lineage: Eukaryota; Metazoa; Nematoda; Chromadorea; Rhabditida; Meloidogynidae
Source: the annotation of a GenBank genome assembly